Molecule: messenger RNA, 2142 nt
Organism: Symbiodinium natans
Lineage: Eukaryota; Dinophyceae; Suessiales; Symbiodiniaceae
Source: the annotation of a GenBank genome assembly
AUGCCACUCCAUGUGCGGCGCCGCCUGAACCACCUGCAGUCGGAGCUUCUCAAGCGAGAACCGCGCCUUCAGAGGGCAGCUGUUGCCAUGGAGAAGUCGCACGUGACCCUGCUGGUGGCGCGAUUGGCAUUUGACGACAUUGACAAGGCUGCCCAGGCGCUGGAACGAGCGACAGAGGCUUGGCGAGGUGAAGGACAUGGGACUCAUAAGCCUGUGCAGCUUCGAGCAGAAGGGCUGGGCCAUUUCUCGCAGAAUGGCGUGCUGUUUACCCCCCUCCUUCCGCGUGACGCCCUCGAUUCGUUGCGGAAGCACUUGAUACGGGCCUUCACGCAGAGCGGCCUGACCGUAGUGGACGAGAUCCCAGACGAAGCCGCAGAAGCUGCAGUGGUUGAGGAAGUCCCCGAGGGGGCCUCCUUGGCAGUAGCGGAAGAGGCCACCAGGGCGAAGGACUCUGCCCAGGAUUCCGAGCACGAUGCACCAGCUCAAAGCAACAAAAAGCCAGGUGGCCGCAAAAAGAAGCAGCCUGGCGAGUAUCUGCCCCACGUCACAAUCUUCAAGUCCUCACAGGCAGGUCGUGGAAGGAUCGGGCAGCAGGCGGCCAAGGCGGCAAGGCAGCUCAUCAGCCUCGUGGCCAAGAGCAUCGUCGGGGAGAGUGCAGCGCACACGCAGAUCUCCUUCGGAGCAAUUGACUUGGAGGAGUGUGAACUGCUCUCCAUGCACCAUGUCCAGGAUGGCUACUUCGAAGCACAGGCUUCGGCAAGGCUGACGCUGGCGGCCCCGGCAGCGAGUCAGGGAGGCAAGGGAGAGGAGGGAGAUGAGGGAGAUGAGGUCCCCAUCGAUGAGGAGUUCGAGAAGCAGGUAAGCCAAGUGGUGCAGAGCCUUAAGCUGGUGAAGAAGGAGGACAAGAAGAAGCAACAGAGAAAGCUGGCAAAGAAGAGCAAUCGGCAAGGCGACCCUGAAUCAGGAACAGAAGAAGAAGGGCAGCAGGCAGAUGCAGAGUAUGGAAACGACGGAGCGGACGACUUUGAGGAGGAACAAGCUGGCGAGCAGUUUACCCCGGCUCCAGCCAAGAAGAGCUCCAGGGCAAAACGCCAGAAGCUACAGAAGAAGGCGCCGCCAACAGAUGUUGGCACCAAACAGAAGGCGGCGCCGCCGAGGAGAAACAGCAAGAAAAACAAGUCGAACGGCGCACCGCCUGCAAGUAGCGAUGAUGGCCAUGCGGAUGUAGAAGAGAAUGCAGAGUCGUUGCUAUGCAGCGCUGGUGAACACAUGGAGAAAGACAAGAGGAUCGAUCCUGAAGAUGGCUUGGCAUAUACUUGGGGAGAGUUCAGUGCGUAUUACACGGGGAAGUACAAGAAGAAGGUGAUCGAAGCAUACUGGAACGACUGCUACGUGGUUGGUGACACCUGGACACCUGGACACCUGGACCGGACACUUGCCAGAGCGCAGCCACCCCGCUUACAGGAAAAGGACAGUGAAGGGGAGCGUUGCGAGGAGCGUUGGAAGCUCAAAGCAAGGCAGCAGGCAAGCGUUGGAGCAAUUUUGAGUCCUCGGCAGGAUGGCUUGAUGUUGAGAGGAGCCAAUGUUUGCGCGCCGAAGUUAAGGCCUUUGGUCUUUGCAGCCAUCCAGACACACGCAUCCGCUUUUCAAGGAGCCGAGAACAUGCCGCCGCAUGCAACAUUCGGAGACUCCUCUUGUCAGGAUGCAGGGAAGGCAAAGCGAGGCGCCAGCGCAGCCGUGGAGGAGGACGAGUGUGUGCUGAUUGAAAGUGAUGACGUGGCGUUUCCGGCCAAGCGUCACAAGGGCGAUGGGAAGAAGAGCGAGCGGAAGAAGAAGAAUAAGCAGAAGAAGAAGGACAAGAAGGCGAAGAAGACGUCCAAGAAGAAGAAGAAGGGGAAAGACAAGAAAGCUUCAAAAGGUGGCAAAAAGAGCAAGAGAAAGAAGGAGCAGAAAUUCGAAGGGCCUGCUCUGCCGCUGCGAAGCUCGUCCUCGUCCUCGGAGUCCUCCAGUUCGUCUCUAUCCGCAGCGGAUCUGCCGCUGGAGUUUACCAAAGCUGCAGAGGCUGGCAAGGUGAUGGACGCGCAAUACCUCAUCAGGCUCUUUGCCACAGGCCAGCCUGUGUCCCGUACAUCCCAUCCUUGA